CCACAUUGAACCAGAGGCUAUCACCAUGACAAGGGACCAGAAUGGCACCUGGGAGAUGGAGAGUAAUGAGAACUUUGAAGGCUACAUGAAAGCCCUAGAUAUUGAUUUUGCCACCCGCAAGAUCGCAGUACGUCUGACUCAGACAAAAAUCAUUGAUCAAAACGGCGAUAACUUCAAGACAAAAACCAACAGCACAUUCCGCAACUAUGACCUGGAUUUCACUGUUGGAGUAGAGUUUGAGGAACACACAAAGGGCCUGGACAAUCGGACUGUUAAGACGCUGAUCACCUGGGAAGGCGAUGUCCUGGUGUGCGUGCAGAAGGGGGAGAAGGAGAACCGCGGUUGGAGGCAGUGGGUUGAGGGGGACAAGCUGCACCUGGAGCUGACCUGCGGUGACCAGGUGUGCCAUCAAGUGUUCAAGAAGAAGUAAUGGCCACGAGGGGGCCUGAUGAGCAUGUGCUCCACACUUUCCUCCAUGGGUUCUCUGUGAGCUUAGGGAGACAGUCAUGGGGGCCCUCCCCUCCUAACAGAGCCCAUUAAGGCAUCUGGAUGGGUUUUAAAAAGAAUGAGUGUGUUAACGGUUGACAAACAUAUUCUUCCUUCUUUGAAACCUGACAUUAAAUGAAAAACCAAAAAUCA
Molecule: messenger RNA, 639 nt
Organism: Hyaena hyaena (striped hyena)
Lineage: Eukaryota; Metazoa; Chordata; Mammalia; Carnivora; Hyaenidae
Gene: RBP2
Product: retinol binding protein 2
Exons: 4
Coding region: 26-430 (134 amino acids)
Biological process (GO): fatty acid transport
Cellular component (GO): cytosol; nucleus
Molecular function (GO): fatty acid binding
Source: RefSeq, a predicted model, not a curated record